AUGGAGCUUGAUCGUUUUGAGAAAGUGUUAAAGGCCAGCGAUGUUGAAAGACUUGUGGUGACCACCGCCAUGCUUGAAAUGCUGCCUCCGGUGGAUCCAGAUCGUGAUAUCCCCAUCAGAGUUUUCGACAACCAGAAGGGCAAGGUUUACGAGUUCAAAUUAUCCAGCAGACGAGGGGGCAAAAAGCCAGUUUUCCAGUCUAGAGGAUGGAGAGUGUUUGUCAAUGACAGAGGGAUUGCAGCUGGGGACGUGCUCUAUUUCUGGGCGGAGGACGACCCAUUUCAUGGAUCUCAAUAUUGCAUUGCACUGUACAAGCCAAAUCUUUUCCCUCAUCUUUAA
This is a messenger RNA of Prunus armeniaca (apricot), 339 nucleotides long. The record is from the annotation of a GenBank genome assembly. Lineage: Eukaryota; Viridiplantae; Streptophyta; Magnoliopsida; Rosales; Rosaceae.